UCAGCCAUGACGCUCAUCCCGAUCGGCUGUGGGUGCGGAGCAGGCAUAUUUAGAGACAUCCACUGAAGCCUCCGCUCUGGAGCUUUCCAUGAGCCUCUGUCUUCUCCUCCCGAGUCCAGCUUUCCAACUUUUCUUUUGCUGCUUGCGUUUGGGCUCAAGAAAGACCAAACUCACGGAGUGAUCUAUCUCAUCUGAUACCGUCCUAGCACACAGUCUACCAUGUCAUCAGCUGCAGUCUCCUCUCCUCUGCAAGCCAAUGGCUCACAGAAAUCACAAAGUCUGAGCGGGAGCGAGGAUAGUCUCCUGUCUCCCUCUCUCGACGCCUUCGCAGCUUUAAGCAGUCCAAAAAUCCGAACGACACGUGAGAUACUAUUGAAAUCGCAGUCCCUUGUACGCCCUAGCUUUUGGCGCUCUACGAGCGUCGCAUUCGAGGGCCAGAAUUCCGUUCAUGACUUUCUCAACAUUCUGAAGAACGAGCGCCUACGACACAUGCCCCAUGAUGGCUCUUACUGGGAUAGAAUACUCAGAUGGGCUGACAACAUCGGAGGCAUUGUCCUCCUUUCCCAUGACGUCCUCAAGGACUUCAUGCUGAAUAGUGAGGAUGCUACUCGUCUCAUAUGCGACAGCUGCACUGCGCUCAUUCGGUUGGGCAACAAGCAUGUCAACGUUCUCCUGAAGGCUUUCAGCGUCUUCCACAAAAUGGCUUUCGCCCUGUCCACAUUCCUUCGUCAAACCCAUAUUAUCCAGUCCACUCCUGAUGCUCGGCGUGAGCUCGCUCAUGCCUUCCAAAAAUGGGCACGCUUUACGUCUGACGUCAAAGAAUAUCUGACUCUCGCUUGCCGUGGUGUGCCGAUCAAGAUCGCCGGCUUCGUAGAUCUGGACACUGUAAUCUCCUUGGGAACUGCGUCCUUCUACAGCCAUCUGGAAUCGGUGUCCAUCUCGAUGUGGGGGAGCUCGCAUUAUAACCUGCAUGAGAUCAGAGAGUUCCUGUCUCCUCAAGACUCUGUGGUCAAAGCCAUCAUGUCUAACCAGCUCUACUCCGAAUCUAAGCGCGCCGAGUACACCUGCGACUGGUUCGGUCCACGCCUGAGAAAGUUUUCCAAGGACACAAGUGGAAAGAACAUUUUACUGAUCACUGGCGGUGCCUGCACCGGUAAGACGGUCCUUUCGCGUUGGAUCCAAGAGCAGGAAUUUGUCGAAGACGAGCUUGUCGCAUAUGCCGUCGAUACCAAUGUCAAGUACACCACCAGCCCACUGUCACUCAUCAAAAGCUUGGUGCUCCAACUCCUCGAUCGGAGGAUCGGCCGAGAAGGCCUGCUUGCCCGGAUUGCCAAGGCGAUGGAGCAUGCUCAAAAUGGCUGCCCUUCUUCUGAAGUGGAAGCCACUCUCUGGUCUGCGCUUGAGGCGUCUUUGGACAACAGGAAGCUGCUGAUACUUAUCGAUGGGCUUGACCAACUGGCUGGCUCCCGGAUCGGUAACCCGCAGAUACUGGAGACGCUCCACAGGAUUACUAAAUCGAGACGUAAUGUCAAGGCAAUCAUUCUCAGUCGCCCCGUCAGCGAGGCCGCCCGAAAGCACUGCCAGGAAUUCUUGGUUCUGGAAGACCUUCAAGAAUCAAGCAACGAUAUUCGCAACUACGUUGAGGACUUUAUCCAACACAACGCCAAUCUGCGGAAUCUGACGGAAUCCGAGAAGUCUGAGAUUGUACGGCAGUUCGCUGAAAGUUCGCAUCGCUCAUUCCUUUGGGCAGAGCUGCAGCUCCAAGCCAUCGAACACGAAAACUCGGCAGCGGCCAUUUUGAAAGCUUGUCAAACGGCCCCUAAGACUGUGGACGAGUACAUUGAUCACCUGACAGCAACACGUUUAGAUGCCAAACGCAUGGAGACAAAGAAUAUCCUCUCCUGGGUGUUGGCGGCUGAACGCCCAUUAACUUUGAAGGAAAUCAAGGCUCUCCUUGAGGUCAACCCUGACGAGUGUGCCUUUCGCCCCUACUCGGGCGACGUAGAGGCAUUAAUUCGUCAGCUCUGUGGCUCAAUUGUUGUCAUCCAGGAUAAUCUAGCCUAUCUAAGGCAUCCUAGCAUACGUGAACGACUCCUGGCGACCACAUCCGCGGGCAGCAAGGGUCUAGUCAUCGACCUCAAGGAAGCCCACAAAUCAUUGGCAACUCGCUCACUUACAUAUUGCAAGAUCAAUCUCCUGCCGCAUGAUGACCUAGAUCCGCAGGUUGAAUUCUACGACACAAAGGAAAUGGCAGAGAGCUUCGGACGCCAUGCCUUGUUCGAAUAUGCGGCGCGUUACUGGAUCCUCCACUUCCGUUCUUCGUCUCUCUACGACAAGAGCACGAAAAAGUUCAACCUCUCUGCCCAAUUCAAGAUCUGCUUUGCGGCUACAGUACGCCUCGCACUCUAUGAGGGGUCCUGCCUAGGACGCCAGUACAUUGCCGUAGAGGCAGAAACUCUUCAAGACCUCGCCUUUUCCAUUCGCAGGACGCUACUUGGCGAGCGUUCCGCUGCUGUUUUGCAGAGUUUGUUGAUGGAACUGCGCAUUGGAAAGGGAUUCAAAGAUGCUCACGUCCUGUCCGAGUACUCAUACGAGGCCUUCAAGGUCAGCCGGCACGUCUGUGCUGAGAGCGUCGUAUUAGCUCUGGCGGAGUUCUUCAUCAAGUACUCCGCUAGCCUGGAGAUCUCGAAGCAUAAAGAGUUCCGCGAGAAGAAGAUCGAGGUGUUGAACUAUCUCAUUGAGGUGUACGAACGGGGACAAAUUGAGUCUAAACAGAUUACGUAUCUCGGAUACCUGGCGGAACUAUACGUCGACAUCAAAGACAUCCGUCAGGCUGUUGUCAUCUACCGCAAGCUGUACAGGCUGCGUCUCCAUGCAUAUGGGCAUUUGCACUCCGAAACACAUGCACUCUUCCAGCUUCUAAUCACCUACCUAAAGCAGCUCUCAUACUACGAUGAGGUGUUGUCGCUCACACUGGAGUAUCACGAGUACCUUGAAGAGACGCUGGCCAUCACGGAUCACCGGCGCAUCGAGUCAACCUUACAUAUCAUCAGCAUCUACGAGGAGCGCAAGGAGUUGUUCCAAGCGGAGCAGGUCCUGGUUCGUUUUUGGAAGAGCGUAUCGAGCGCUCAAGUGACCGCGCGUAUCGUUGAGCUGAAGGUCGAGUUUGCUCUCAGGUAUACCGAAUUCCUCCAUCGGUAUGAGCGCAAGGAGGAAUGCGAGGUCGUCCUUCGCGGGCUUUGGACGGAGAUCCAGUCUUAUAGCUAUGAGUACAGGUACGAGUCCAAGAUGAUCAAGCGUGUGCAGGAGAUUGCGGAGUACUUCUCGAAGUUGGAGAUCUUCUCCAUGUCCCGCUCCAUCUAUCAGAGCAUUUACGAGUACUACGAAAGCCGGGAGGAGCGCACUUCCGUCGAAUGCAUCACGAUUGUGCGAUAUCUCGCAGAAACGAUCACCAAGUCUUUCUCUUACAGCAAGGAAACCUCGUCUUCCUCAACUACCACGACCUCAUCCACCACAGUGAUUUCCAAGGAAGAGAAGAAGACGCUGACGGAGAUCUUCGAAAGCUCGUUGGAAUCGACCGAAGUCACAUCAACGGCCAUAGCAAUCUGUCAGGCCUUGUGCUCUAGCUACGUCCACGAAGAGCGUUAUGAAGAGGCAUGCGAAAUCUACAUGCGAGUCAUAAGCAAAGUCUGGGCUUCCAUCGGGAUCAUUACAUCCUCCACGGAUAUUACCAUCCUGAGCGAACGCCUCACUGUGGAGAUUGUGGAGCUAUGCAUCGGCCUCGCCGAAUGCCAUUUCAAGAUGCUGCACCUUGAGAUUGUCGAAGCAAUUUAUCUCAACAUCUUCCGCGCCCUGAUCUGCGUCCGCCAUAUCGAAAACAAACAGUACAUCCUUGAAAGAAUCCGGACAAUUAUUGCAUUCUUCGAGUUGACCUACAAGUAUGAACGGGUCAUUGAAAUCUAUCGAGAGCUGUUCAUCUGGAUGCCGAUCUGCUUCGGGAAGACACAUCGCGAGACAAUUCGCAUUCUCAUCGAGUUUGCGCGUAUCUGCUUCCGCCUGCGCCUAUAUGAUGAGGCAUCCACGGCGUGCUUCUAUGUGUACUCGUGCUUCCACACCGCCGAAGGUUGCCUGCGCAUUGAUGGGUUUGAUGCCGCUAUCCUUCUGGCCGAGAUUUAUGAGAUACAGGGCAAGUGGCAUCUCGCCUAUGAGGUGUAUCGCUAUCUCUGGAGAACCUUCAUUCACUUCGGAGCAGAGUACAAGAUAGAGGCAACUGUCAUCCAGAAGAUCUACGAACGAUACAUCUUCAUUUUGGAGCACAAGGAACUCGUCGACAUCAGCCUGCUCAUCGAGAUUUCCAAGGAGUAUCACCACCAUUGCCUGAGCUUGUAUAAGCAUCACCAUGAGGUUACGAUCCGAGCCGCGCUGGCAUACGCCCAGUUUUGUGAGCACAAGGAGGAACAUCGUGAACUAGCCAUCUCACUCUAUCAGGAGGUACUCAAGUACUGCAAGACGACCGAGACCGAAUUCUCGAGGAAGAUCGUUCAUAUCUGCAAUACACGCGUCGCCAGACUGUAUUCUUUCAGCACCAAGGAGAUCAGCAAGGCCGUGGAAAUAUAUCAUGAGGAGUUUGAGAUGAGCAAGAAGAUCAGUCGAACAUCGACGGAAACAUUGACUGCGCUUCAUAGUUAUGUCUCUACGUGCAAGAAGCAGAGCACGACUGAGUCAAUCACCAGGGCUACUCACACCCUCAAAACUAGCGCCUUGGAGAUCUUCCAUCAGGAGAGCAGUUCGGAAACUCUCAUAACCUCCGCCAGAAGUAUUGCCAAGACCUACAAGGAGUGCAGCUUCACCGAACAGGCGCAGUCACUCAUUGUUGAGAUGAGAAGCAAGCUUGUCGAAGAGGUCAGGGCGACAGCCACCACUACGACCGAAUCACAUUACAACUCCUACAUCUUCCUGGCCUCCUUCCAGGAAGCCAUCUCUGAGUCUACCUCGUUCACAACUGUCAUGUCUGAAAUUCGCGAGGAGAUUCUGCUUUACCAGUCCUACUUCAAGGCGACCUCGACCAAGACAGAUUACCGCUCGAUCAUCAAGGCAGGACGUGGUCUCUACUUCCAUCUCCAGCACAAGUCCGAAUACCACGCCGAGUUCAUCAACAUCAAGAAGGAGCUCGUUGAGUACUUCUACAGGUACCUCGAUUUCAAGCGAACCGUCAACCAAUCUGUCAUCGAUGUAUUCUUCCAGCUCUAUAUUGAAGAAGUUACCAAGACCCGCUACGAGCAUGAAGUCAUCAAACGUGCACUUGACAAGGUGCACGCAUAUACCAAGUCCGCUAAGUUUGUGGAGGCGUACGACCUUGCCCUGCUCAUGGAUCGGUUCAUUCACCUUCAUGGUGGCUUCGAGUCAGAAAGCUACAUACGUAUCGGCUUCACGCUCGCCAAGUACCUUGUUGGUGUUGGAACGAACAAGUGCGGCGACCAGAAACUGUACGCUGCCAUGCUGGACUUCUCACGCAUCGUCCUGCAGGAAUCUCUCAAGGGCCUUGACAGAGUUGAUAUUGAGUUGGACGAGCUUCAGCAGCUGCUUGCAGAUCUGAUCAGCACAUUGAGCGUGGCAAAGAAAUACGAAGAUCUCGAGCGCAUCCUGCAAGCUCUCUGGGAAUCCCGCAAAGUCCGCAAUAAUCUCGCCUCGUCCCCGCUCGUCCUCUACAUCGGCCGCUCCCUCAUCCAAACGCUUGCCUGCCUCAACAAAUUCUCCGACGCCAUCCACCUUUGCUACCACAUCCGGUACAACCUGGCCUACAUCCGCGGCACGCUAGACAAGUCGACCUUGGAGUUCACCGUGCUCCUCUCCGAGCUGUACACCCAGCAAAAGCGCUACCAAGAUGCCAUCGAACUGCACGAAGAUAUCCUCUACCGCCUCAGCGACGGCCAAUCUGCUCCGGGCUUAGACGCCAUCAGCAUCGCCACCACGCACACCGAACUCCUGAAGAUGGCAUACAGGCGCCAAGGAGGCGAUCAAGCACCGCAACAGUACGCGGAGCUCUUCGCCACGCUCGAUCGGCGCUUCGCCGACAAGCAGAUGUGGAAGGAGAAGAGGCCGCAGCUAGACAAGUGGGCCGGGCAGCCGGUCAAGGAAGGAGAGACGUUCGGAUCGUGGAAGAGGCCGGCGAAGUUUGAGUGGCGGUUUGAGGAGGAGGAGACGGUUGCGGAGAAGGGGUGGAGGGAGGAGUUGUCGAAGAGGAGGGUGAGUGGGAAGAUUUGGGGAAGCUCCUCGCGUGCUGAGGAGGAGCAGAGGAGGGGAGUGUAUGUGAUGAAUGGGAAUGGGAGUGUUUAUGGUAAGGAGGGCGCGGUCGAGCAGAAGGAGGCGGUUGAGGUUGAUUGAUGGGUGUUGGGGGAUAUGGGAUGAAUGACGGUUUUCGUAAUGUGCUUUGUAUUGUUGUUUAUAUUGAUUUCUAUGUAACGCUUUUGUAUGCUUCUGGCUUUCGCUCCUCCGUGUCACUACGACAACGGAUA
Westerdykella ornata is the source of this 6515-nucleotide messenger RNA. RefSeq lists its product as uncharacterized. The transcript has 5 exons. The record is from RefSeq and is a predicted model, not a curated record. NCBI's taxonomy places the organism in Eukaryota, Fungi, Ascomycota, Dothideomycetes, Pleosporales, Sporormiaceae. Bases 220 to 6384 code for a protein of 2054 amino acids. Gene Ontology annotation, molecular function: ATP hydrolysis activity.